Molecule: messenger RNA, 3359 nt
Organism: Spirometra erinaceieuropaei
Lineage: Eukaryota; Metazoa; Platyhelminthes; Cestoda; Diphyllobothriidea; Diphyllobothriidae
Source: the annotation of a GenBank genome assembly
AUGCUUAAGCAGGUUGAUGAUGGUCUGACUUCCCCCGAGUCCGCUCUACUGUGGUCAUUUUUCAACUUCAAGCUUGCAACCACUUUUAUCGAGACCGAGGAGAGACAGAAAGGUACUUGAUUUUCUGGCCACUAACCAUUCUUUGAAUUUGUUUUUUUAUCAGCUAUACUCGUGCCUUUUUUAGAAGCUUAUUUUGACACGUUCGCUUUGGAUUUUGCUCCUCUGCGGUCGUUGUUAAACAACAGCUCCGAAAAUCUGCCUCGUCCACGAACAGACAUUAGACAUGCAAUCUAUCUUUCUAACGGGUUAACACUUCCAGACUGUUUUGACUGAAGUCAUGUCGAAGGUGCUCAUGUUCUCAGUUGAACCGUUCACAGGAAACACGAUACCAUUUCAGUCCUGCAGAGGUCUAACAAGGUCGCGCAUUUUGCACACAAUCGGUUGCGCGAUCAAGAAAAAAGUUUGCUGCCCGGUCCAACCCCAUCACAAGUGACAGUGCAGAUUCUCACUGGCUUAUCAUUUUAUGAAGUUGUGUGAUGCUGCCUACUAUCUAUUCAAGCCUGAAGGCGCCCUGUGGUUCUGCAGGCUGUGAUCGCGUGCCAAAUAUGGGAGUAUUCAUAGUUUUCUGGUGAAAAGGUUCAUGUCUUUUUCACUUUUCCUCAUAUUACUUUCCAAAGACUGGUGUUCCUCACGGGCCUCCGAUCCUUUGCAGACAAGAUUCCUCCAGGCUUUUUCUAUUGCUAUGGCGCUAAGGUUUUAGUCAGUGACCAGUUACUUCCAACUUCAUCAUGAUUUGAUACCGUCUUUAUUACCUAUCUAUGAGUUCCCGGUUGUUCAUGUUUUGACGAGCUGUUUUUUUCGGGCAGAGAUACUCCUAUCAACGGUUUUUAAUUCCACUCGGAAGUUAGCAACCAAACUAGUACGUAACUUUCUGUGGGCCGGACAGCAUUCGUCUGGAUUAAAUUCUAAGUUAGAUGUUUCUGCAUAUCUCAAUUAUGAUGCCUGUCCCAUCAACUGAACGCCGGGUACAUGCACAUGGUUAUUUUCAAUGAUAGAUCAUAAUUUCCUUGCUUAGGACGUCAAAAACUGCGCGAAAUUCUGUCUACCCUGCAGUCCAGACCCACACUGGCAGGAUGUUUCCAGGCGAUCGAAACCCUUGCUGCCUCUACUGAGACAACGCGGCCUGAAUUAGACGACGUCAUUGCUUCCCUCCCACGCUCCGAUCUACAAACUUUUGCCGGUCUGUUGCAGUCUUGUUUCAACUCCCUAGCUGUCGUCUCGGCGCCCUCUUCACACCAACCCGACGCGAAGGAAGAGGCAAGACCGGACACCGAUACCGAGUCAACGGCUCUCUACUGGCUUCGUAGAGCAGAGGCAGUCUUCCAGAUCUACUUCCGCCUCUUUGGGGGUCACAUUCAAGACAAUGCACCCGAGUGUUGGGAGAGUCUGGGCUUUUUUGACAGCCUUGAUGCCAGCAAUCCCACUGGGAGAGACACGAUCGAGCUGGUCAAAGAGCUCAUGUUUGAAACAGGCUACACGACCACUCUAUUCAUGCUCGCUCAGGUAGGCUUUUGGUGACGACCUUGUUUUUACUUUUAACUGCUCAUAGCGAGUGGGUUGUCUCUUGACUCCUUAUCCUUUCUAAACCAUCAUCAAAUGUUGACACUGAGGCGAAUCUUCUUGCACACGCCCGUACUUACUAGGGUAGAACAAAUAUCGACUGAUUGAACGUCGAUAUAACCCUGUUACUGAUAUUGUUUAAGUAGCACUCAUGUUAUACAUGGUUUUGACGGGAGACAUGGAAGCAUUUGGCCAUUGUCUCUGGUCCCAUGUUGCCGGGGCAAAUAAAAAAACAUCUACAGUUUUUUUUGCAGCGACGUGAACUUUACUUUUACUUUAGGGAGCCUAUUCAAUCGCUGAAAUAUUGGCUGUGUGAAAAAGCCAGAUCGACUCGAUUGCAUCGAGUGCUCAUGGAGGUGAGGUGGAGGGGACUGCGGAAAAAUACCGUCGGGGCGCAGCCCUUCUUCAAGACCAUGUGUGGUCAGAAUAGGAUGGUGCCUUUCUGUCUGUAACUCGAAGAAGAUUGGUUAGGCCACUUUAGUCUUUCGAGGUGUCAAAUCUUUCACCAAUUUGGUCGCGCGACGCUACAUUUUCUCAAACUCUUUCGUGCUUUUUCCGAGCCUCAACGUCUAUGCUGGUAACCCAUACUCCAUGUAAUGACGAGCAACUGUACCGUAGACCUUCUGAAAAAGGGGGCGUGUGCAGUCACCUUUAGUGCUCACAAGGGUCAGGUGAGAGGAGGUACCCCUGUAAAAUCAUCUAAAAUGACGUAAGGUUAAGGGACCUUAUUUGUUCUUUCGUCCAGCACUUCGUUUUCCUAAGACUUUUUUCUGUCAAGGACCCCAUGCCUGUAUGCCUGUCGUGAAUUUUUCCGGAAGUUGUUUUUGGAAGGCUAUAAAUCCUCCCCUGACUGUGUGGCCAAUGCUUCGUAAUUUUUUAGCAGGCUGUGCCAAAGUGAUUCAACCGGUCAAGAAGGUAAGUGCAAACGAUCCAUGUGACCGUCAGGGUGGGAGACAAGACCCUACUUUUCGCACCUCUGUUCUACGGCUUGUCAGGGAUCCGAUCGGAGCUGAUCUUAUCAACUCGCAGCAAGCCGGCACGCGACAGGAUUGGCAAUAGCUACUCCACUCUUGAUUGUUUUGUCUCCAACACCGCUGGAUCUGGAAGAGCCCUAUAGGUCGUAUUUUUCGCUGCUCUCCAAAAAACGUCCUGCUUUUUAGGAUGUUUGUCUACUUUUUACUGCUCUUGUCGUCCCAGACACUGAGCGUGCAACUCUCCGUUUGCGUGGAUUUAAUCAUUUUAUCCUUUUUUUUUCACCUAACCAGGCUUACUCCAAUGACGAUGAAAGGGCAGAAGCGGCCAAAUACUGUCAACAGACGCUACAACGCCAGCUGCAAUUUGCUGAACGCACUGAGACUCUGCUUACUCGCCUUGGCGUGGAGAACCACAAGGCAGCUAGUACGGACGGCGACACGGUGGCGGUACCGCCCAGUGAUUGGCUAGUCUCCUCCGUGGUUCGAAUCGACCCAGUUGAGUGGGCAACCAAUGCCUCCACCCUGGGCGAAUACUAUCUGGCCUGUGGUCAAUACGAAGCCACUUUGGAAUGUCUCCUGUCAGCAUGGACGUAAGUGCAGCAUAGCCAAGUAAUCCUGCUUCCGUGUCUGAUCCGAUAGCAAAGAUUUCCUGCGCUCGAUCCAAACUUUUUACCCCUUCACUUUCGCCAUAGGCCCACCGAAACGGCCACCUAUGACAUAUUUUCCGUUAAUUUCGCCCAUGCUUACAUAUCAGGCCUUAAUUGA